This is a messenger RNA of Chiloscyllium plagiosum (whitespotted bambooshark), 3628 nucleotides long. RefSeq lists its product as uncharacterized. Lineage: Eukaryota; Metazoa; Chordata; Chondrichthyes; Orectolobiformes; Hemiscylliidae. The record is from RefSeq and is a predicted model, not a curated record.
UGCGUUAGUCUGAAUGGAGGUUCGGUUGUGGUGGCCAUGGCUCUCGGCGCCGAUCGUGGGUUCGUCCUGCACGGGGUCAGGAGCCCUCUGAGGUAGGCGUUGGAGCCCUGGCUUCACCGGGUCAUGGUAAUCCGGCUGAGGGUGGCGACGGACCUUGUCCUGGGUAGCUUUGGCCAGUCCCCACGGGCCGUUGCUAGGGCGGUUGCCAUGGACGCCGCGACAGCAGCGGCCCUGUUCAUUCCUGUUUAUUUGUGGAUACUCCGCCAUUAACUUUUAUCUGAAAUGAUGGAUAGAGAAUUUCACCAACUCAAUCGUAAAAUAAAAUUCAGAUCGUUUACAUUUUUUUCUGCUGACUGUGGCAGUUGUGGUUUUGGUUUUGAGCCCGGGUUCGCCUCAGUCUCCACUUUUGCCAUCUCUACACUGCAGCAACUCGCCAAUUCCAUCCGGAAAGAGAUAAGCAGCAUUUCUGUGAGCAGACUUCUCACCCAAGUUUCCUUCCAAGAUAAACUCCAUCGUGAAUUGAACUACAUUUAAUUCAGUUGUUGGAUCACAUUCUGGAAUAUCCUACAAGGAAGAAACUAAAUGGAUACCUUACAAAUUCUCAAAGGACAUUCACCACACAUCAGCAAAGGGACAUAUCAGCAGAUACAGCAAAAGCUCUCAUGGAUGAUAAACUGAAGGAAAUGCCUGUGUCAGCCAGCAGCAAGGAAUGUCCCAGCAUUGAUGAAUUGGAACAAAGUUUAAGUGAACUGAAGGUGCAGGUAAAAGGCUUGACUGACAGUCUGAGCCCUGAAUUAUUGACAGAGUACAAGAAAAUAGGAGAAUCGGACGGCAUCUUUAGAUCCAGUGGCAAAAACGGUGACUGGCUAGGCUCAACUGGUGGAACAUUUCCUGAGGAGGAUGUAGUUGGACAAGCAACAAAUUCUGAUGAGUCGGAAUGGUUUCUGAGGCCAAGGCAUAUUGUGCAGUCACUUGGCAGAUAUCCAGCACUUGAAGAACUUAGUGUUCCCGUUCAUGCUAUCUCACCAGUUGAUCAAGUGGUGGGUCUCACAGAGAGUGAACUCUCCAGCAAAAACAACAUAACGUCUCCCAUCUCACCUGUAGACAUUACCUACAGAGAAAGAUUUCCGCUUAAGAUUGGUGCGCCACAUGUAAUUGGAGUCAGGGCUCUUCUUCCUCCUCAGAUACCCGUCCGGCCUCAAUCGCCUGAACGAACCAGAUCAUCAUUCCUCAGAGAUCGAGCUCAGACUCUCAGGCGUCCUAGGAACAUCCGAUCACGAUCUCUGUCCCCAGCUUGUAAAAGAAGUCGUUGGCUGCAGUCCCAUUCGGAAUCUCCCAAACCUGUUUGGAGACCAAAUUCUACGAAAGUAAAUGCAUGUGGACAGCCCCCUCCCCCCAUUAACAGGCAGAGGUCAAGGAGCAGCAAGAUAAGUUCCAACAGACUGACACAAUCAUAUUCCUACAGACCAGAGAAAUUCAAUUCAAGCUCCCAACUUGUGUCAAGUCAGAGCCUGGAUGACAGCUCAAGCUUCUUGUGGACUCCAUACAGUUUAGCAGCCCCAGCUGUGUCAUCUCUUUCUGCUCAGGAAAUCAGUAAAAGGUUCCUGCAGUCGUUGGCAGAGGGCGAUGUCAGACAAUCAUUGGUGGAAAUGUCACCAUACCAACAAGAACUCUCCCAUCUGAGGUUGCAACGUCUCCGAGUUGAGGAAGAGUUUCUCCUGGAGCUGAAACGACAACAAGAACUGGAGAGAAUCCGGGGUCCACAGCCAAAGUGGUAUGAAAUGAAAGGAUCUCGCUUCCAUUAUGAAGCUCACAAGAACAAUGAAUUGAUACGAAGCAGCAAGGACUAGCGGUCUAUUUUUAAAUAUCGGGAGGAUCUGCUCUCUGCAUCCAAGGACUUUGUUCCAACCAACUGUCACAGAAACCCAGAUUCUAUGUGAUAUUCAACAGUAACUAUUCUGGUUUGCUAACAUUCAAUCAUCCAGGCAUUCAGAAAAAUUACUCUCACAUGUGUCUAUUUGAAAGUAGGACUAUUAUCCUCUGUAGUCAGGUCUCAUUGACACACUAUAGUAUGAUCAAACGUCAAUGUGAGACCUCCACCAGGAGUAAGCGUUUCAUUCUGACUGGAAUGAAGCAGAAUGAAGUUGAAUUUAAGAAUUACUAAGGUGGUUUGAAUACUGGGCAUGUUUAUGAAUUCCCUGCUUUCCAAUAAUAUUAAGUGAUAAUGAAAUGGAACUAUGUGCAUAGAUGUUAGCAAUCAGCAGGCAGGCAGAAUGUGAAUUAUAACUGUAUGUGACUCUGUGUUGCUUAUAUUGUCAGAUUGGUGGUAUAGUAACUGCAUCAUGAAAUGAUAUAAAUUUGAUGUAAAGAGUAUGAAUGAUUUUCUUGAAACUUUUCUCCUGGAAAGCAAAAGUUUGCUGUCUAAUCCUGAUUCAUUUUGAUGAAGCUGUUUGUUUCAAAAAUGCAAGAAAGAAAAGUGCUUGUAUCCUGCAAGCAUGGUGACCUUCUGUAAAGAUGCAACAUUAUAAAAAUAGAUUUGCAGCAAACAUUCCAAUUCUUUGCCAAGAAAUGAAUGAGUUUUUAAAACUUGUGCUUCAUAGUUCCUUAGAUGCUGCAUUUGCAGUUGUAGCAUAUGCAAUAUCAUAGGAUAUAUGCAGAUCAUGAAGGUCAUUUGGCCCAUCUUAACAUCUGUAGAUAUAAGUUCUACACCCUCACCCUUCAACCUCCGUCACAGUAUCUAAUUGUAUCAUUCCAUGGUAUUGGUUUCCAAUUGUCUACCCAACUGACGUCAGUUCUAAUGUGCCUUCCAUUAAUUUAAACCAGCAGUUCAUACGUUGCUGAUUUAACUUUUUCUUUAAUGCUUAUUCAUUAUAUAAUGCUUUAAGGUUCUCACUCAGUCACUUCCUUUCAAGGCUGAAAGACUCAAGUUUCUCCAGUUUUGCCUCAUAAUUUAGUUUGUUUGAUGCACAAAAUCAGCCUCGUGCCUUCACAUCACAUCCUCAAUGCUUGAAUAUUUUCCAAAAGCCUUGUUGGCCAGAUGUGGUCUGCUUGCACUGCUGGCUCAUUAUAAUUUCCUGAAAUUUGUAUUUUCUUGUACACAAUCCAUUCAGCAUUUCUUUUGCUUUAUUGAUUCCAGUAACGUCGUGAUUACAUACGUCAAGCAGCAAAUCUGCUUAUUCAGUUUUGUCUUCUUUAACUUCACCCUUCAACAAUUCUGGCAGGAUACAUCUGCUGCUCUUUGUAGAGCUUUCUAUAAUCCACUUGGUAUGUCAUGUCUUAAAGGAAGUAAAAUAGCUUAGUUAGGCAAAAUCAUCCCUUUUAGUAUCUACUGGCUGAAGUAAUUGAACGAUUUAAUUCAAUUCAAGAUAGGUUCACUGAAAAUAACUGAUCAAACAAUGGCAACACAAACGUUUCUUGUUUUAAAAUUAGUUCUGAUCUGUAACUGUAAUAUUAAUUUUGCAUGUCACCAUUUAGGUGAGUAGUAAAUAUAAGUGAUAGACAUAAAAGUGUCAAAAUUAUGAAGAGGUUGGUGCAUUUACUGUUGUCAGUAGGGAUCAAUGCAUUUAUUGAUACAUUUGUCAUCAGUGGGGAUUGGUGCAUUUGUUGUCUGUGUGCUUGUUUUUGAUGG